This is a messenger RNA of Emericellopsis cladophorae, 1611 nucleotides long. RefSeq names its product Sugar/inositol transporter. The record is from RefSeq and is a predicted model, not a curated record. Gene Ontology annotation, biological process: transmembrane transport; carbohydrate transport. The coding region runs from base 1 to 1611 and encodes 536 amino acids. Lineage: Eukaryota; Fungi; Ascomycota; Sordariomycetes; Hypocreales; Bionectriaceae. Gene Ontology annotation, molecular function: carbohydrate:proton symporter activity. Gene Ontology annotation, cellular component: membrane. The transcript is spliced from 3 exons.
AUGGGGUGGAAUACACACGCUUCGGGGACCAAUGACCCUCCCGAGGUCCGCAACUGGAAGAUCCAUCUCAUCGCCCUGGUGGCUUCCAUGUCGGCUCUGGCCAUGGGCUACGACACCGCCGUCAUCGGCGGCACCAUGGCGCUCAACUCGUUCCGCGACGACUUUAGGCUCAACGAACGCCCCCAGAACCAGGUCGACACGAUCCAGGGCAACAUUGUGUCCACCUUCCAGGCUGGCUGCUUCUUUGGCGCCCUCAUCACCUUCCCCUUUGCCGAGCGCCUGGGCCGUCGCCUCACCAUCUUCUGCGCCUCGCUCGUCUUCCUCCUCGGCGGCACCCUCAUGACCGCCGCGCGCGGCAACAUGAACCUCAUCAUCGCCGGCCGCGCCAUUGCCGGGCUCGGCAUCGGGUCCACCUCCAUGUGCGUCCCCGUCUACAUCUCCGAGACGGCGCCGCCCUCCAUCCGCGGGCGCCUCGUCGGCAUCUUCGAAAUCGCCUCCCAGGGCGGCGGCAUGCUCGGCUUCUGGAUCAACUACGCCACGUCCCAGACCAUCCCGGACGCCUCCCUCGCCCAGUGGACCAUCCCCCUCGCCCUCCAGCUGCUGCCGGGCGUCCUCCUCGCCAGCGGCAUCUUCUUCUGCCCCGAGUCCCCCCGCUGGCUCGCCCGCAAGGACCGCUUCGACAAGGCCGAGUCCGUCCUCUGCAUGCUCCGCAGCCUGCCCGCCGACCACCACUACAUCCGCCAGGAGCUCGGCGAGAUCCGCGCCCAGGUCGAGCGGCGCUCCGUCAUGCAGCUGAGCCGCAGGCAGCAGUUCAAGAAGCUCUUCGAAAAGGGCACCCGCAACCGCAUGGCCGUCGGCAUGCUGCUCAUGUUCCUCCAGUCCUUUACCGGCGUCAACAUUAUCACCUACUACGCGCCCCGCAUCUUUGAGACCCUCGGCAUCACGGGCACCAGCACCAAGCUCUUCUCCACCGGCCUCUACGGCUGCUUCAAGACCCUGGGCAUGUGCACCUUCACCUUCCUCGUGGUCGAAAAGGUCGGGCGCCGCAACGGUCUCCUCUGGGGCGCGGCCCUUGGCUGCAUCCCCAUGUUCUACCUUGGUGGCUAUGUCAUGCGCGCGGAUCCGGCCGGUGCUGCGGCGGCCGGUGCGACGCAGCGCGAUGCGGGCGGCUACGUCGCCAUGGCGGCCGUCUACCUCAAUGCUUUCAUCAUCUGCGCCACCUGGCAGGGCAUCACCUGGACGUACGCGUCCGAGAUCUUCCCCCUCGACAUCCGCAUGCUCUGCGUGGCCAUCACCACGGCGGACACGUGGCUCGGUUCGUUCAUCGUCGCGCGCUUCACACCGUACAUGAUCACGGGGCUCGGCUACGGGACGUACUUUGUCUUUGCCGGCAUCCUGGUCGGCAUGGGCGUCUGGGCCUUUCUGUUUGUGCCUGAGACGAAGGGCGUCACCCUCGAGGAGAUGGACAUGCUCUUCGCCCAGUCCACCUUCAAGACCGUCAUCGGCCAGCUCAAGGGUCGCAAGAUCCCGACUGGGCAGAAUGUUGCCACCACCGUCGAGAUCAACGACAAGGAGAAGGAUCUCGAGGCCAUCCACGACGAGAGGGAGUAA